AUGCCUCGGAAUCCAAACUUUUUUUUACAAGUUUUCGAGACGACAUACAAUUUAUUCAGUGCAGAAUGGGCAGCACUGGGGGAGGAAGCUACAAAGCUACAUUAUGAGUAUGGCUGCGCACGAGCAAAGUUAGAACACGAAGACUUUAGGGUACAACAAAACGCAAAUAUACAACUCCAGGAAUUACAGAACCAAAUGGCACAGAUUUAUCAGGAGGCCUUCCUCGCGAAAAUGCAACAGGCCCAGACGCAGAAGCAAUUGGAAAAAACGCAAGUGCAACUGGCAAACGCACAGGCACAAUUGGCGGCAUCCCGCGCGCAACUUAACCAAACGCUGGAUGAAUUGCGGCGGAUGCGCAAUCAGCAUACAGCGACGCAGUCUCAACUAGAGGAAGCGCUCGAAAAAUUAAACGAAGGAGAACAACAGAGCGUUCCUGAUGCAAGUUGGACAACCGAACAAAAGGUUCCCCCACAAAAAAAGGGAGAAAUUUAUCAAGCUGGACAUGGAAGCCGGAACCGGCUUUACCGCAUACUGGGGUACGCCCGAAGUUGGGUUUUCGGGGAAUACAGGAAUUACGGCAACCAAUUUGGACCAAAGCAAUGGACCAGCAGAGAAGAACCACACAUUUGA
Molecule: messenger RNA, 630 nt
Organism: Trypanosoma theileri
Lineage: Eukaryota; Euglenozoa; Kinetoplastea; Trypanosomatida; Trypanosomatidae
Exons: 1
Coding region: 1-630 (209 amino acids)
Source: RefSeq, a predicted model, not a curated record